This is a messenger RNA of Saccharomyces mikatae IFO 1815, 516 nucleotides long. It is a transcript of the gene RAD6, whose product is annotated as E2 ubiquitin-conjugating protein RAD6. Gene Ontology annotation, cellular component: HULC complex. Lineage: Eukaryota; Fungi; Ascomycota; Saccharomycetes; Saccharomycetales; Saccharomycetaceae. Gene Ontology annotation, molecular function: ubiquitin conjugating enzyme activity. Gene Ontology annotation, biological process: DNA repair; proteasome-mediated ubiquitin-dependent protein catabolic process; protein polyubiquitination. The record is from RefSeq and is a predicted model, not a curated record. The transcript has a single exon. The coding region runs from base 1 to 516 and encodes 171 amino acids.
AUGUCAACACCAGCUAGAAGACGGUUGAUGAGAGAUUUCAAACGUAUGAAGGAAGACGCCCCACCAGGAGUAUCUGCUUCGCCAUUACCUGAUAACGUCAUGGUAUGGAACGCUAUGAUUAUUGGGCCAGCUGAUACUCCAUACGAAGAUGGUACUUUUAGGUUGCUGUUGGAGUUCGAUGAAGAAUAUCCUAACAAACCACCACAUGUAAAAUUCUUGAGUGAGAUGUUUCACCCCAACGUUUACGCAAAUGGCGAAAUUUGUUUAGAUAUUUUACAGAACAGAUGGACUCCAACAUAUGAUGUGGCCUCUAUAUUGACAUCUAUUCAAAGUUUAUUCAACGAUCCAAAUCCGGCUUCACCAGCAAACGUAGAAGCGGCAACACUAUUCAAAGAUCAUAAAUCGCAAUAUGUUAAGAGAGUUAAAGAGACGGUAGAGAAAUCAUGGGAAGAUGAUAUGGAUGAUAUGGAUGAUGACGACGAAGAUGACGAAGAUGACGACGACGAAGCCGACUGA